UUCAAAAUGGUCGUCUUCAUGUUUGUAUUUGUGAAUUUCUUCACAAAUGAAAUGAUUUUCAAGACAACAUCACCUUGAAUGUCUGUUCUUAUACAAUAAAGCAAUGUACAUUGAUAUAGGUUGCAAACAUGCCAUUUAAUCGUGUAAUUUUAAAGCUAGGGAAACAUAUAAACAGUGGAUUAGUGUCUGGCUGUCAUUCUGGUUAUUGUAAACAGCUGUGCACUAUAGUUGGAAAUGAAGAAAAAUUUGGAAAACUUAACUAUCCAAUGUUCAAACCCAAUAGGGUAGUGAUUCUGUCUAGAAUUACUCGAUACGAGUUUGAAAAACUUAUGUACAAAGAUGCUACAGAAGAACAGUUCAAACAAACGCUCAAAAGGAAGCGGUCUGACUAUCGGAAUAUGUUGGAGAGGCAUAAAAAGCAUUACAAUUGCUUGGAAAAAAUGACUAACUUGUUAAGAUCGAAGGGCAUUGAAACCAAAGUAGUAAAGCGGCCCCAGUUCACUAGUGAAGUUCUGGAUUGGGCAGAUGCAGUUAUUACAGCAGGUGGUGAUGGCACAUUCCUUGAUGCAGCCUCCAAGAUUCUCAACAUUGAUACGCCAAUAAUUGGCGUCAACACAGACCCCACCAGGUCAGAGGGCAGACUAUGUCUACCUAAAGAGGAAUAUUCAGCUUUGAACUUUGACAGAGUUUUAGAGCGGUUACUCAGUGGGGAUUUUAAAUGGAAAUGGCGACAGAGAAUUCGGAUAACAAUGUCAGGUUACCAUGCCUACGACGAGCCUAUUGAGCUGUCCAAUCAGCAACUCCAGAAUCUCGAGCAUCGCUACACUGAGCAUGUGCAGGAAAAUGAGAUGUUCUCACGUCCUCUCUCCGAGAAAGGGGUCAAAAAAGAGAGGGUAUUGCCGGUCAGGGCCCUUAAUGAGGUGUUCUUUGGGGAAUGUCUUUCAUCAAGGGUAUCCUACUAUGAGUUGAGUAUUGACAACAUGCCAGGGGUCAAACAGAAGAGUUCAGGGGUGACUGUGUGCACAGGUACGGGCUCUACAUCAUGGCAUUGCAGUAUCAACGAGCUCACCCCAGAAGCUGUGAGGGACAUACUGAAUAUAGCAAAUAAGGAGUGUUCUGCAAGUCUACCCACCUACGACAACCAUUUCGUGGAGGCGGUUACUCAGAAGUUCAAUGACUCCAUCGUGUUUGACCCCAGUGAACUGUCCAUGGGAUACUCUGUCAGGGACCCAAUCAAAAAUGGUGUGUUUCAAGUCCCGUCUCCUAGAGGCAUGGCAAAGAGAAAAACUGAUGAUGCCACUGCAACCAAAAACAUAAAGACAGGAAAAACUUUUAAUAAACAAAAGGGGGAACUUUUGGUCAUCACAGUGACAGUAAGUGUUCUUGUUAACCCUGUCCCACUUAGAAGUAAAGUGAAAAUGGCUAUUUUCAAACAGCAUAAAACCAGAACAGCCUGCGAGUAACUUGCAGUCUGUUCAGGUUUUAUGCUGUUUGCUGCUCAUCAUUAUCUAAGGGCUGGAAUGAAGCUUUUAAAACUCGAAUCUAGUAAGAAAGGUCUUUAAUUAAAUUUAACUUUCUAAGGGACUACAAAUGCCUCAAAAUACCUGUAUAAGUGGUAAAGGGUUAAAGCAUGUGAACAUAGGACCAUCUUAGCUUCAAUUGGUUUGAUACUAAUGAGAACAGCCUUGUGUGUAAAUUAUAUUCUUUUGUUUUUUUAACCAGGUUUUCCGAAGGAAAAAACUGGUUAUUAGAUUGGCGAAUGUCGGUGGGCGGCCGGAACAAGCUUGUCCGGGCUUGUCAUUCAUUGUGAGAUUUUAAAAUCAUUUGGCUCAUUUGAAAACUUUAAUGGCCAUAACUUUUUCAAUAUUGAACAUAGCAACUUAAUAUUUGGCAUACAUGUGCAUCUCAUGGAGCUGCACAUUUUCAGUGGUGAAAGGUGAAGGUGAAGGUCAUCCUUCAAGGUCAAAUGUCAAAUAUAUGGCGUCUGUCUGUCCGUCCGAAAACUUAAACAUUGGCCAUAACUUUUUCAAUAUUCAAGAUAGCAACUUGAUAUUUGGCAUGCAUGUGUAUCUCAUGGAGCUAAACAUUUUGACUGGUGAAAGGUCAAGGUCAUCCUUCAAGGUCAAAUGUCAAAUAUAUGGCGUCUGUCCGUCCGUCCGAAAACUUUAACAUUGGCCAUAACUUUUUGAAUAUUGAAGAUAGCAACUUGAUAUUUGGCAUGCAUGUGUUUUCAUGGAGCUGCACAUUUUGAGUGGUGAAAGGUGAAGGUCAAGGUCGUCCUUCAAGGUCAAAUGUCAAAUAUAUGGUGUCUGUCUGUCCGUCUGAAAACUUUAACAUUGGCCAUAACUUUUUCAAUAUUUGAAGAUAGCAACUUGAUAUUUUGCAUGCAUGUGUAUCUCAUUGAGCUGCACAUUUUGAGUAGUGAAAGGUGAAGGUCAAAUGUCAAAUAUAUGGCGUCUGUCCGUCCGUCUGAAAACUUUAACAUUGGCCACCACUUUUUCAAUAUUGAAGAUAGCAACUUGAUUUGGCAUUCAUGUGUAUCUCAUGGAGCUGCAAAUUUUGAAAGGUUAAAGGUCAAGGUCAUCCUUCAAGGUCAAAGGUUAAAUAUAUGGCAUCUGUCCAUCCGUCCGAAAACUUUAACUUUCACCAUAACUUUUUUAUGCCCCUGAAGGGUGGCAUAUAGUUUUUGAACUGUCUGUCUGUCUGUUCUAAAGUCAGUCUGUCCGUUCGUUCGUCCGUCCGUCUGUACGUCCGUCCGUGAUCAAAAACUUUAACAUUGCCUAUAACUUUUGCAAUAUUGUAAAAUAGCAACUUGAUAUUUGGCAUGCAUGUGUAUCUCAUGGAGCUGCACAUUUUCAGUGGUGAAAGGUUAAGGUCAAGGUCAUCUUUCAAAGUGAAAGGUCAAGGUCAAAGGUCACAUUUUGCAAUAUUGAAGAUAGUAACUUGAUAUUUGAGGUGCAUGUGUAUCUCAUGGAGCUGCACAUUUUGAGUGGUGAAAGGUCAAGGUAAUCCUUCAAGGUCAAGGUCAAAGGUCAUAUUUUGCAAUAUUGAAGAUAGCAUUAGCAUUAUGAUAUUUGGCAUGCAUGCAUAUCUCAUGGAGCUGCACAUUUUGAGUGGUGGAAGGUCAAGGUCAUCCUUCAAGGUCAAAGGUCACAUUUUGCAAUAUUGAAGAUA
Molecule: messenger RNA, 3174 nt
Organism: Dreissena polymorpha
Lineage: Eukaryota; Metazoa; Mollusca; Bivalvia; Myida; Dreissenidae
Product: NAD kinase 2, mitochondrial-like
Exons: 9
Coding region: 129-1463 (444 amino acids)
Biological process (GO): NADP+ biosynthetic process; NAD+ metabolic process
Cellular component (GO): mitochondrion
Molecular function (GO): NAD+ kinase activity
Source: RefSeq, a predicted model, not a curated record